AUGACACGACGGUCUGCGAAUGCAUCAACGUCCUCUGCGUCCAUUGCCAGAUUGGUGAUGAACCACAGUGUGGCAAUAUUCUUAUGCUUGGGUGCUUUCUGGGGUUUCUGGCUCAUGUACCUGCCCGUGCCAGAUGGGAUUCCGGAAGGUCCACACGAUUUCAUCACCACGGCGACUCGAUCCUCAGCGACCAAACCAGCAAUUCCAAGGAGUGCGGCAUCCGACGUACAACAGAAGAAAAAGACGCAUACGACAACAAAGUCAGCUCCCUUCUUGAAACCCUUUCAAGAAGUAAUAGAACGAGCCCAGAAAAACCAAAAACAUUGUGGCCAGGUCAUUCCCGACGAUGGGAUUCCGGAACCAACCCAGGACGUGAUUGCCAUUGCCAACAUGACCACGGCGCGGCUCCCCGGAUUUGGAGUCAUUGAUGCCUUGCAACAGUGGCAGCAAGAUCCACAACCACCCAACCAUUUAGCGAAUGGAGCCACUAAUACGCAAUGUCAAAUACCCCCGGAAAACGAGUGCUCCGAAUCUCAGUUUUCGGUGAUUUUCAUGGCGUACAAUCCUGAUCGACUUGCCAAAUUUCUACGACAAAUCAAGUCCAUGCUCGAUCGCAAAGAUCCGUUUGCACGUAUCAUUCGGGAGAUUAUUCUCGUCUGGAAUGGACCACGCGAGAUUUCCGAAUCUCCAGAAGGACAAAAAUUACUCGAGUUUGUCCAACAAGAGGCAGACCGAUUGAGAGUGGUAUACCCACUCAAGGAGGGACUUCCCAAUGAUCUCAUGAAUCGAUAUCAUCCGGAUAUUGUCAAAGUCAAAACCAAAGGUAUCCUCUACUAUGACGAUGACGGACCCUUUUAUUCCUAUGAAGCCGUCUUGGGUGGAUUCGAACUGUGGAAACGAAACAGCAACGCCCAGAUUGGAGCCAUGGCGCGAACCAUUGACUUGGGACCUCGUCAACAGGCCGAAAAGAAACAUAUUCUGGGGUCGGACCGUCUCAAUGAUAGGGCAUUUGUGUCGCACUGCAAACCCGAUGAUGUCGAAUACAACUUUCGAUACUUUGCCAACUUUGAGGCCAACAUGGUAUUACCCAGUGGCAGUUUUCUGCAUUCCAAUUAUCUGUGUUUUCUCUGGCAUCCUGCCUUUGAACCCAUACGAGACUAUGUGAAAGCUCAUCCCGUUCAUCCCGAUGAUAUUACCGUUUCCAUGAUGGUAUCGCAGUUGGCGGGACGAGCUCCCAAGGUCUAUUCCCGGCGGAUCAAUAUGGAAACAAAGGAGGCGCAGAUGCAAGAAGCAGCGCGGUUGAGAAAAGCAGAACAGCGACGACGAUUGCUGUUCAACAUUAAUUGGGACAAGAAUCACAACAUGGACGACGAUAAGGAAAAGUGGGCACAGUUGCGAUCGGGUGCGAUCAAUUCGUUGGUGCGGUACUUUGGCAGCAUGAACUCGGGGAGUACAGGCUGGUGUUUGGGUACGGAAUACCACAAAAAAGACAAGAAUGGCGACGACAUGUGUUUUCCCGACAUGGCCCGGUUUGGCAAACUCCCAUGGCUCAAUAUUGACCAUACACAAAAAGAAACCUGUCCGUAG
Molecule: messenger RNA, 1587 nt
Organism: Seminavis robusta
Lineage: Eukaryota; Bacillariophyta; Bacillariophyceae; Naviculales; Naviculaceae
Source: the annotation of a GenBank genome assembly